AUGUCUCAGCAGCAGCAUCAGCAACAACUACGGCAGCCCUUCGCAGCCCUAGCAACGGCCACCAUCUUGGUGCUGGCGAUGGCCGGAACCGGUCGCAGUCAAUCGGUCAUCUCAGAUUGCGACACAAGCAAAUGUCCCCCGUUGUCCAACAUUUCGGAGGCAUCGCUUGAACCAGGCCAGAGAGUUCGUCGAGAGCUGGAUCCGUGCUGUGAGGUGUUAAGACUUUACUGCGACCCCACUGCCUGUCCGCCAACGAUAGAGUUCUGCGAUGUCGAGCGCACGGUACGUCCCCGAGCCGUCCCUGGGCGUUGCUGUACACUGCAGCGUUGUGAUAACUUCUGUGAGACCUACACCAAUGGAGAGGUCAGGAUGAGGGACGUCGGAGAAAAAUGGUUCAACAUGGUCAACGCCAGUACCUGCGUGAACUACGAAUGUCUGCGGAAUGAAGCGAACGAGACUUUUAUCAACUCCAUCGGGAUCGAGUGUAAUACCACCUGUCCGGAGGGUUUCGAACCGCAACUCUCCGGCAAUCACUGUUGUCCGCAGUGUGUUCCAGCUCGGUGCAAGUUUGACGAGCGGUUCUAUCGAGCGGGAGAUUCGUGGGAGAGUCCCGACGGGUGUCUGGUGUAUCGGUGCAACAGGGAGGAUGGCUUCUUCGCGAUCAGCUCGAGUCGCAAACAGUGUCCUCCGGUUGAUAACUGUCCAACGCAAGACCUCGUAGAUAGUGGCUGUUGCAAGGUGUGCAAUCGUACCGACCCGAGAGCAGAGACCUCCCGAACCACACCCCUCGAAGAGGACGUGGAAGGAGUGGACUUCUUCGACGAGCAGAGCUACCGGGAUCAUCCAUGCCGACGGGAAUGUACGCUAGGUCGACGACCGGAAACGUGCUAUUAUCGAUUCCGGCUGGAAUGGUACCGGACGCUAAGCAAGGCGUGCUACAACUGCCCACAGAACCGGACCGACUGUGACCGUCCCCAUUGUAUCGCGGGUGAUGGCGUGCGGCGUAACGUGGCCGUCAUCAACCGUAUGAUGCCCGGUCCGGCGAUCGAGGUGUGCGAAAACGACAUCAUAGUGGUGGACGUGGAGAACCAUUUGAUGGGUGAAAGCACGACCAUCCACUGGCAUGGACUGCACCAGCGCCGGACGCCUUACAUGGACGGCGUGCCACACGUCUCCCAGUGUCCGAUCAGUCCCGGCACGACAUUCCGGUACACGUUCCGGGCGGACAACCCGGGCACGCACUUCUGGCACUCGCACACCGGUAUGCAGCGGGGCGAUGGAGCAUUCGGGGCGCUUAUUAUCCGCCGGGACAACGACAUCCAGCAGCUGUUGUACGAUGAGGAUCUAUCGGAGCACGUGAUCACCGUGCAGGAUUGGGGCCACGAGCAGGGCGUUUCGCUGUUCGCCGCCCAUCACCACUCGACCGGGGAUAAUAAGCCACCGAACUUGCUGAUUAAUGGCCGCGGGAAGUACUUCCAGCGGUUUGCGAAGCUUCCGAUCCCUCUGACGCCGUUGAGUACUUCUACGAGUCAGCCGGAGCUUGACGAAACUGGGGAGGAUCUUCCAACGACGGAACGGUUUAAUCAGGCGGAAGAGAACACCCAGAGAACCGAAGCACCCACGACGGAACCACAAGAUGUGCAGACUGAGGUAGACAUCGACACGACAACGGUACCAUCGAACCGCGGAGAAUCGGAUGACGUGGAGCUACUGCAGGCAAGUAGCAACAACGGUCUGAAGAUGGUGCUUCGGUCGCAGGACGUACGCCACCGUAUGAAACGACAGUCCCGCACGGUCAACUUCAACGCGGUCGUUGUACCGGAGUCACGGCACAUCCCACUGAAGGUGUUCCACGUGGACAAGGGGCGCCGCUAUCGGUUCCGGCUGAUCAACGCCGAAUUCCUGAACUGCCCCGUUGAGCUAUCGAUCGAGAACCACAACCUAACGGUGAUCGCUUCCGAUGGAUUUGGGAUCCAACCGGUGGACGAUUUAGGAUCGUUCGUGAGCUACGCCGGCGAGCGGUUCGAUUUCGUGGUGAAGGCAAACCAACCGGUUGGAAACUAUCUGAUGCGCUUCCGAGGGCUGAUGGAUUGCGAUGAGCGGUUCACCUCGGCGUACCAGUUCGCCGUGCUGCGCUACCGGGGAGCGCCCGAUGACGUGGAGUACGAGUCGUGGCCACCGUACGACUACGAGGCACCCGGUCGUCAGCUGAACUCGCUCAACCGGGGUCCGGGGGCGGAGGACGUGAUAACCAUCGCCGAGACGAACUCGCUCGACCAGGAAGAUCUAUUGCUACUGCGCAACGAGACGGACUACAAGUUCUACGUGUACUACGACUUCUAUGGCAAGGAUAACCCGCACUUCCACGUACCGAACCUGUACGGGUUUGGGCAGGUCAUCAACAACACCAACCGGUUGUAUACGCCCCAGCUGAACCACAUCUCGAUGCGAAUGCCACCGGUUCCGUUCCUACCCGGCAAGGAUCUGCUGGAUGAGAGUCAGUUCUGCAAUGAGACGACGGUGCGGGAUCGGAACUGCCGCAGCGAGUUCUGUGAGUGUAGCCACGUGAUACAGAUACCGCUGCACGCGACCGUGGAGAUGGUGAUGAUCGACGAGGGCUACACGUUCGAUGCGAACCAUCCGUUCCACCUGCACGGACAUGCGUUCCGUGUGGUGGGAAUGGAUCGGAUUAGCCGGAACACUACCGUCGAGGACAUACGCGCCAUGGACGAGGCGGGUCUGCUGAAGCGUAGGUUCAAACGAGCCCCUAUCAAAGACACGGUUACCAUUCCAGACGGUGGUUACACCAUCAUUCGCUUCAUCGCAAACAAUCCUGGUUACUGGUUGUUCCACUGCCACAUCGAGUUUCACGCCGAGAUCGGAAUGUCACUCGUGCUCAAGGUGGGCGACCGAUCGGAGAUGCUACCGACACCUGCCAACUUUCCGACCUGCUACGACUACAAACCCGAGCUUGGCCAGCUCGUAGAGCAACGGUACUUGAUACAGUCAUUGUUAUGUUUGGGAUUUUACUAAUAUUCUUGCAUGAGUUCGAUUGUUCUCGCAUUUCUAAAAGAUAUUUAA
Anopheles coustani is the source of this 3081-nucleotide messenger RNA. RefSeq lists its product as uncharacterized. The record is from RefSeq and is a predicted model, not a curated record. Lineage: Eukaryota; Metazoa; Arthropoda; Insecta; Diptera; Culicidae. Gene Ontology annotation, cellular component: plasma membrane. The transcript has 6 exons. Gene Ontology annotation, molecular function: oxidoreductase activity; copper ion binding. Gene Ontology annotation, biological process: iron ion transport.